This is a messenger RNA of Plasmodium gallinaceum, 1662 nucleotides long. Its product is annotated as conserved Plasmodium protein, unknown function. Gene Ontology annotation, biological process: recombinational repair. The record is from RefSeq and is a predicted model, not a curated record. The coding region runs from base 1 to 1662 and encodes 553 amino acids. The transcript has a single exon. NCBI's taxonomy places the organism in Eukaryota, Apicomplexa, Aconoidasida, Haemosporida, Plasmodiidae.
AUGCUGGAUGAAAAAUUAUCUUGUUUGCUAGAUGAAAGUGAAGAUGAACUUAAUGACACAAAUGAUACUACAUAUAAAAAUGAAGAGUGUUAUUUAAAUGAAAAAAACAUAAGGAAUGAUAAUUGUAAAAAUUCUUCAAGUUCAUUAUUAAACUUUAACAUUCGUAAUCUUGGUAAUUUAGAUGCUUUUUUUAAAAUUUCGAAUGAUAAUAAAAAUUUAAAACAGAACGAUAUUAAUAUAAGAAAUAAUAACUUAAAUGAAAAUACUCCAUUCUAUAAUGUAGGAAAAAAAAAAGAUGAAAAUAAUUCAGAUAAUAAUUUGAAUACAAAUGAUAUAAAUGACAAUGAAAAAAAUAUUUUGAAUACUGAAUUAAAAAAAAAACAUGCACAAUUAAAAGCAAAUUCACUAAAUAAUUUUGUGAAUAUCAAAAAUGUGAAAUGUGACGAAAUUAAUAAAUAUACUAAUGAAUCUUACACAUAUCUUUCUCCAAAUAAAAAAAAAAUAAGUAACUUUGAAAAUAAAUCAAAAAAUGAAAACGCCUUAUCUAAUACCUUAAAUAAUGUCCAUAAUGAUGAAAUAACGACAAGUUGUAAAAUAAAUGAAAAUCACAAUGAAUCAGAAUGUAAAAAAAAAGAUAUGCUCCUUCAGAAAGAAAAGGGUUAUUUACUCAAAGAAAAGGAUAAUUUAGAAAAAAAUAAAGAAGAAAUGGUAGAUAAUAUUAUUUAUGAAAGAAACAAUUUUUCAGAAACCUAUUUAUAUAAGGAAAAUUUUAAUAUAGGUGAAAUUAAGAAAAAUAAUGCAUUAAAAGAAAAGAAUUUAAGCAAUAAUAUAAAAAAAAAUGAUUAUAAAAAUUCUGAAAAUAAUAAUAUAGAUUUAUCAGAUCAAACUUUUACUUUAAUUGAUACUAACAAUGAAAGCAAUAAUUAUAUAAGAAAUAACGAAAUAUUAAAAGAAAACUCAUUCAAUUAUUCUGAUCUUAAUUUAAAUGAAAUGUUCCUUAAAAACAGCAAAUCAUGUAAUUCAUUUAAUAGUUGUGAAUUUAACACAAAUGAAAAAAAUAAAAAGAGAGCCUCAAUCUUAAAUAGUAACUCAACUAAAUCUAAUUCUCUUAUUGGACCAGCUGGAUUGCAACACAAAAUUAAAAAGUAUGGAAAUACAAAAAGUAAAGAAUUAAUUUAUUGUUUUUCUUUUAUAAAAUAUGGAUCGUGGAUCAAAGGAUUACAAAUAUUAAAUUUGCCAUUAGAUCCAUUUCACUUAAGCAUAAACAGUCAUAAAUAUAUAUAUGAUAAUCCAUCUAAUGGAUCUUUUUUAUAUAAAUAUAAUAUACAUACCAUUCUAAAUAAUAAAAAAUUUUUUAAUUACAGAAUUGAAAGGAUGAUGGUUAUAGUAAAAAGUAUCAUAUGUCGCAAUCAUGGAUACUUUUUAGUUGUUAUGGACCCCUCAGGCCAAAUGCCAGCUUCUUUGCAUAAAGAAGUAGAAAGUGAAUAUAAAAAAAAAAUUGAUAUUGGAUGUACCUUACUUUUGAGAGAUGUAACUGUUUUUGACACUAUAGAUAACUUCCCUUACUUAAUAGUUACAUUAAGAAGUCUUGUAAGAGUUAUAAAAUCUGAAGAAACAGAUUAUGUAACUAAAGAAAAAAUAUUUAAUGGACUAAAAAUAUAA